AUGGUUGAGGAUUCGAGAGUUAGAGAUGCCAUGAGAAAUGGUGAAGAGAAGGCACUUCCAGCCUCCUUGGUUCCCCAGGCCCCACCUGUUUUGACAUCUAAAGAUAAAGUCACACAAAGAUUAAUUGUCGUUCUAUCGAUGGCUUCAUUAGAAACCUACAAGAUAUCGUCAUCUGGGCCGGGUGGUGACAAAUAUGCAUUGUUAAAUUGUGACGAUCACCAAGGUAUUCUGAAGAAGAUGGGCAGAGAUAUCAGUGAAGUGAGACCAGAUAUUACUCACCAAUGUUUAUUGACUUUAUUAGAUUCUCCUAUAAAUAAAGCAGGUAAGCUACAGGUGUACAUUCAAACGAGUCGAGGUGUUCUUGUCGAAGUUAACCCUACCGUCCGCAUACCUAGAACUUUUAAAAGGUUUUCUGGGUUAAUGGUCCAAUUAUUACAUAAGCUAUCUAUCAGAUCCGUUAACUCAGAAGAGAAGCUUUUGAAAGUCAUUAAAAACCCUAUAACUGACCAUUUACCAACCAAAUGUCGUAAGAUUACACUGUCGUUUGAUGCUCCAGUGAUCCGUGUCCAAGAUUACAUCGAAAAAUUAGAUUCAGAUGAAAGUGUAUGUGUUUUCGUUGGUGCUAUGGCUAGAGGUAAGGAUAAUUUUGCUGAUGAAUUUGUAGACGAAAAAGUGGGUCUAUCUAAUUAUCCAUUAUCCGCUUCUGUGGCAUGUUCGAAGUUCUGUCACGGUGCUGAAGAUGCAUGGAAUAUCUUAUAG
This is a messenger RNA of Kazachstania africana CBS 2517, 759 nucleotides long. RefSeq names its product 18S rRNA pseudouridine methyltransferase (gene EMG1). The transcript has a single exon. Gene Ontology annotation, biological process: rRNA base methylation. Lineage: Eukaryota; Fungi; Ascomycota; Saccharomycetes; Saccharomycetales; Saccharomycetaceae. Gene Ontology annotation, cellular component: nucleolus; small-subunit processome. The coding region runs from base 1 to 759 and encodes 252 amino acids. Gene Ontology annotation, molecular function: rRNA (pseudouridine) methyltransferase activity; rRNA binding. The record is from RefSeq and is a predicted model, not a curated record.